Molecule: messenger RNA, 3172 nt
Organism: Sphaerodactylus townsendi
Lineage: Eukaryota; Metazoa; Chordata; Lepidosauria; Squamata; Sphaerodactylidae
Gene: OPRD1
Product: opioid receptor delta 1
Exons: 3
Coding region: 294-1403 (369 amino acids)
Biological process (GO): G protein-coupled opioid receptor signaling pathway; neuropeptide signaling pathway
Cellular component (GO): membrane; neuron projection
Molecular function (GO): neuropeptide binding; G protein-coupled enkephalin receptor activity
Source: RefSeq, a predicted model, not a curated record
AGCAGUGCAGCGUUGGCUUUGUAUGAGUCCACUGAAGGCAGGUUAGAAUAGAUGCCAGAUCUUACCGGCUAACAGCUGCCGCUCAGAGCACCAGUCUUCGGGCUGAUAGCCAGUUCCCCCUUUCCCAAGUUUUGAUUUGGAUGCACUUUGCAAGGGAGAGCGAUCAGAUUGCGAAGGGAACGCUCCUCAUUCAGCACCAUCUACGGGGAACAGCUCCUUGUAAGCAUCUGUACUGCGAACCAUUUGCUCAGUCCCUCUGAUCAAAGGGUAGCAUCUAGAAGCUCCAGAUCGCAAUGGAGCUGUCCACCUUCCCCAGUGCUGAAGCCUACCCUGCCUACUUCUUCAACAGCACCUUGCAAGAUUUCAGCUCGAGUUCUCUCACUAUGUCCAAUGAUACAAGACCGUAUGCGGUGAAGAAGACCAGUUCGAUCAUCAUAGCUAUUGCUAUCACAGCCCUGUAUUCGGUGGUUUGCGUGGUGGGGCUGUUGGGGAAUAUCCUGGUAAUGUAUGGCAUUGUGAGGUACACCAAGAUGAAAACAGCCACCAACAUCUACAUCUUCAACCUGGCCCUGGCUGAUGCUUUGGCCACCAGCACGCUUCCUUUUCAAAGUGCGAAAUACCUUAUGUCCACCUGGCCGUUUGGGGAGCUGCUCUGCAAGGUGGUCCUCUCUAUUGAUUACUAUAACAUGUUCACCAGCAUCUUUACCCUCACCAUGAUGAGUGUGGACCGGUACAUAGCUGUCUGCCAUCCAGUCAAAGCCUUGGAUUUCCGGACCCCAGCUAAAGCUAAGAUCAUCAACGUUUGCAUCUGGGUGCUCUCUUCAGUUAUUGGGGUACCCAUCAUGAUCAUGGCUGUCACCAGAUCAAAAGAUGGCAUUGUGAUGUGCAUCCUCCGUUUUCCUGAGCCUCAAAUUUACUGGGACACGGUCACCAAGAUAUGUGUCUUCAUCUUCGCGUUCUUGGUUCCAAUCUUGGUCAUCACUGUCUGCUAUGGGCUCAUGAUUCUCCGUCUGAAAAGUGUCCGCCUCCUCUCAGGCUCUAAGGAGAAGGACCGCAACCUGCGCCGGAUCACACGUAUGGUCCUAGUGGUAGUCGCUGCCUUCAUUAUCUGUUGGACACCCAUCCAAAUCUUUGUCAUCGUUUGGACACUGGUAAGCAUCGAUAAGAACAAUCCCUACGUGGAAGCCAGUCUGCAUUUCUGCAUUGCCCUCGGUUAUACCAACAGCAGUCUCAACCCUGUCCUCUACGCUUUCUUGGACGAAAAUUUCAAGCGAUGCUUUCGGGAAUUCUGCCUUCCCUUCCGGUCAAGAAUGGAACAGAACAGUUUCAGCCGGGCCCGGAACACCACCCGGGAACGUGUCUCCACCUGCACCCCUUCUGAAGUUCUCAAUAAGUCAGGAUGACUAGACGUGGAGAGCCACAAAAGGGGCUUCCGGGGACACAGAGGGGAAGAACUGCAAUCAGAAGUGACUCAGGUCACCACCACAGAAUUUUAGCAAAAAUUGUAGGGAUGAGCCACUGUGGAGAAAAGGGCAAAACUCGGACAUUUUAGACUUUUCAGCAAAACUGCAAAUGCUUUUUUGCCCCAUAGACCCAUGAGCCUAUGUGCAAGAGACUGCCCAGCUUACAAACCGAGAGACAUUUGUGACUUUCUGAGAAUGAAAAUGUGAAAUUGCUGAAAUGGUUUCUGGAAAACUGACAUCUCAUUAAAUGUCUUUUACUUGAUUAGAUCUAAUGGACUGGAGACUUUACAUUAUUUUUCAUAGAUUUCUUACACGGAAUUACUGGAUUGUCGCUUAAACUUCAAGACCUGCUCUGUUGCACCUUCCAUUCAUUCAUUGCUAGUUGUUUGGAUAAUAUAAUAAUUUUAAGAAAAUGAUGAGGCCUAAAAGUAUGCAUUUGAAGUACAACAACAUUUUUUUUUUAAAAAAGUGAACUUUCCAACACGUACAUGAUCGUUCAGUCGUUCAUCCUAAGGACAAAAUGGUAAUAUUUCAUUCCAAAUCUGGAAUUACUGAUUCUCUUCUGCUCUAAGAAAAGCAACAAGCUGCAGUCUAGCAAGAGGAACCUAGGCCUUUUACCAGUAAAUGAUUAAUCAAACCAUUAAUUCCAGUCCUGGUCAGCAGCAAGUUGGGAUGCCACCAUCCAGUGGGGCUUGGGAAUCCCACGGAAUUAUAGAUCAUCUCCAGACUGGAGAGAUCAGUUCCCCUUAAAAAAAUGAAUGCUUUGGAUGGUGGACUCUGAGGUACUGUUCUCAGCUGAGGCUCCUGUCCUCCAAGAGUUUCCCAGACUGGAUCUGGCAGCCCUAGCUUCCCAUUCCAUGCCGGUGGCCGGGGGGUGGGGGGGAUCUUUCAACCCUAACAGCAGGACUGGGAUUUAGUGACUUUUUAGGCCUCACCGAGCUGUUACUGACAUUUCAUAGUUCUGUGGGAAGAAGGGGUGAAAUGGACCACUGGCCUGCUCCUAUGAGGCCAGAACUAGCUGUGAGAAGAGGACCCAGGAAGCUGCAACCUCUAAAAUGGAGGGAUGGACACCAUCAGAAGAAUCUCAUGUAUGGCUUAUAUUCUGGUUCUUUUCCAUCACCAUAACAAGACCUCAGCUUUUCUUGUGCCACUUUGCCAAAGCAGCCAAUGAUCCACAACGUCAAAUCAGGAUUCUCCCACAGCACAGAACUGUAACUGAACUGUUUUCCUUCCUUCCUGUUAUUUUUUUUUAAAGGAAGGAAGCUCUAGUUUCUUUUGCGUUUUCUUUACUAGUCUGUUAUUGAAUGCCAAGCAGCCCAGCUACAACCUUCUUGGUACAUCUGCCCAAGGAAUCUAGCAUCAGCUUUCCUUCAUUGUACAUAUGAACACUUGAAUAGUGCCCACGUAUCACUCAGGUGGCAGUUCCUGUCCGAACAGGCUCGGAGCAUUGGCGGCGUAGCCCCACGCAUCGCUUUGGUGUGUCUGGUUUCCAGCAGCUUUUUGCAUUGCUAUUUCUUAUUGCCCUACCUCCAGCAAAUUACAAGUCGUAUGACCCCCCCUCCCUUCCCUUCCCAUUGCUUUGGGGUAUGUUAUUUAGAACAGAGUGAUUAAUGGCAAAAGACAGCUCUGCACAAGGAGCCACUAAUUGUUUUAAUAUUUCAGUGACUGGUUCAAUAAAAAAAAAUAAACGAAUGGAAACUUCCUUGUUA